UUCGCGGUGUGCGGAAAGUAUCGCGAGUUGUGUAAUAUAAAACACUGUAAUACGGACCGUCGCUUGAUAGUUUGAUACGUACGCAACGGGAAAGCUAGCAAUUGAGUUAAUGAAAUGGUCAGUUAUUUGGUUAGUUACCAAGAUGUUCAUACAGAGUAUCACGGGGACUACCAGCCGAUUAAUGUAAAUAAUGUUCGUGUCUUUUGCAGAAUGGAGGAUAAACACACACACUUUCCUAACACACUUUCGAAGCAGCAUUGAAAAGUAAGGUCAUAUGAAAACACCGGACAAGUUCAUCACCUUACCGGUUGUCAACAUAAUUUUGGCGCCAUAGUUAAUUUCGUCAGCAAUACAGCACUCAGAGCGCAAAUAAAACAAAGACACUGAAUUUUAGCGCAGGCCUGUAUACACUGGUUUGCUGUGUGAACCAAUCGCUCUAAUCUCGUAAGAUCAGUACAGUUAUCAAGACUUUAAGACUCUGUAUAGAACACAGACAAUGAAAACUUGCAGAAGAGAACGACGACUAUCCUGAGGAAUGUCUCUAACAAAAAUUAUACCAUCCUGCAACGCGUGUUCUCCUGGUUGCCCACCUGCGACCAAACACUCUUGCUGGCGGAGACACAGUGACAGCGAAUCUGAUGAUGAUCCUCCGCCAACAAAAAGACAGCGCACAAUUCAGCCCCUGACAAAGAGGGCGGGUGGUGCACAUGACGGGGGGCAGCAGUUCGAGCUUAAGAUGGCGGCUGUCAUUGGUCUACGUGGUAUGCAGCGGGGCGACGACUUCCAACUGUCGACGAACGUCGCAGCCGCAGGCAACUUUGACGACCUCGUGUACGCAACAAGCAGUCGGCGGUACUUUCUGCAGCUGAAACACACCGAUAACCCGGACACCACCAAACUAGUGCACUCAGACCUUGUACCACUUCUGCACCAGUGUUUCGAAUCGUUCUACGAGAUCGUUCAUGGUAUAACUUUCAACGACAUUCCCAUUCAUAACUCAGAGUUCAUAAUUUACACAAAUAAACAACUAGGGCCGAAGUUAUUACAGCACAAUAGAAAACGUGCAGUAAUCGACAUGAUACUUAAAACAUGCCAUAAAGGAGAAACGUUCAGUUUUACUGAAGACAAUAACACGGCAGUUGACGUCUACUCACGCGUACAAACGUCAGUGAAGAAAAGCAAAGAAUUUAACAAUUUAUCUGUUUCCGAACAGAAUGCUAAGAUCGAGAUGGUUAAUAAGUUCUUGAAAAAGUUAGUGUUAAUCACUGACCAAAAAGGUCAGAGAGACCUGGAUAACGUGAUUACUGAAGAAAUAAGAAAACACGGCACAACAAAAACUAGCAGUAAAAUGUACAAGACAGUUCUACAUUAUUUUAAAACGCAUUUAGAAACUUGGUGGAGGAACAGAAUCGAAAAUAUGACAGUGGAAAUGCUCAGAAAUUGGGUACAGGACGCCAAGACCAAAUCCUGUUCUUCUGUCGUUAGAAGUUUGUUCAAGACAUACAGGAAGAAGCUACUCAGGGUGGGAAUUAGGUUUUCUGACAGUGAAAUCUCACGGCUUCGCGCCGAACUAUCCAAAGAACGCGCCGUUCAUUUGAGGACAGACGCAUGCAUGCUUUGCAGUGUGCUUCUGACUGACUGUCUGCCCCAGCCAAAAUGCAUAUUCGUGAAUUUCGAUUCACUGUUGAGUCACACAGACGAACUAUUUCUUGCUUGGGUAGGAGGUGUUUGGGAAUGGCUUGUUGUAGACUGUGAUUCAAGAACUCGAGCACCUCACAUUUCAAAAAUGUGUCUCAAGAUUGUUGGCAUUAUCAAAAAUGUCGCAUUCAACAAAAGUGUAAUAAUUCUGACCCACUGUUCGGUUCAGCCACUGAAAGAAUUUGUUCUUAUAGAGCACAAAUUUAAAUUUUAACAACUAGAAAAGGAAUCACAAGUAAUAAUCCUUGACAAGAAGAUAGACUUCCAAGGUUGUAAAGUGUCUUUGGGAAGUGUAUUACAGAGACAUGGUGAUAUGGAACGUGUUUUAGGAGCUGAAAUAGUCACAGACUUGAUAACAGAAGAAAAUUCUUUCAAUAUAGGGGAGAGACUGCAUGUAAAUAUGGAGUAUUUUGCACCCAGAGUCCUAGAGAGAAAGGUAUAUUUACAGUCGAAUGUCCUGUGCAACCCAGGUUCGCAUCCCGACGUAUUUGCUGUGAGUCAGAUGAAAGAGAAAGAUCUUAUUGAGAUUGUGCCUUCAGGGGAGAUUGUUGGAACAUUCUAUUGGAAUAAAGAAUAUGGGAAAUCUGCAUGGGAGGGAAAUUACGACGGCUUUAAAAACAGCAGGUUUAUUAUACUGAGUAGCACAGACUUGGACACUUGUUUCAUGAAGUUAUGCGAGAGGUAUUAUGGGAGGACACUGCACUGGGUUGAGUUUAAUAACGGCAAAUUACUGUGGAAAGAAUCACGUUGUAGCACUGAGAACCUGCUGAAUUACAUCGACACUAAAACAACGCGUGCAAAAAAAGAAUAUGUAGCAAAAUAUAUAGAGCGUGGGAGCUGUGGGGUUAACCUGGAGUCGAUCUGGGACUUGGAAGAGAGGACUGUGUUGGUUGUCGCAGAACCAGGUAUGGGUAAAUCAACACACAUAACACACCUAGCAUAUCACACAAAAUUAGCUGAUCCUACAUCAUGGGUUGUGCGUAUAAACUGGAAUGAGCACUCCAAGAGACUGAAUAAAAUUCAUGCAAAAACCUGCGGUUUUGAAACGGUUCUCGAAUUCCUCUGCACUGUUGCAUUCCCUGGCUCAAAGUACUAUGAUCUUAAUAGAGUUAUGCUUAAACAAGCGUUAGAGUUAAAGGGAAACGUAACAGUUUUGACAGACGGAUAUGACGAAAUUAGUCCCACGCAUGCAGACAAAGCUGCUAAUAUUCUGUCUGUACUUAGAAAGACUCAAGUGGGGAGAGUGUGGGUAACAUCACGUCCAGUGGUAAGAGAAAGGCUCGAAAAAGAAUUGUCUGUGUUGGCUUUUACUAUGAAACCACUUUCACAAGAAGCUCAAGAAAAGAUGCUUCUGAACCUUUUUAAAUCCAAAGCAACUGGACACAGAGAUGAAAAGCGUUUGGAGGCGUUGAUAAAACAACUUCUUUCAAAAGUCAGUGAAUCAAUUUACGACAGCAACUUCACUGGCUUUCCACUAUAUAUAACGAUGAUUGCCACUGCUUUUGAACUAAACUUAGAAACGUCUUUAAAAUCCGGAGUUUUAAGUCUUCCAGAGAAAAUGGAUCUGUUGUACUUGUAUGACAGAUUUGUUAAAAGGAAACUACACAUUUACCAGAUAGAGAAGAAGAGGGACGAUAUAACAAACGCUAGUGUUCAAGACGACCACGAAUUGUUGACAAAAAUUUUUCUGAAGAACUUCGAGAGAUCUGCUUUAACAGUGAUACUACCUUCUGCUGUAAUAACAUCAUUACACGAUAAGACGAUAGCAGUCAGACUCCAGCCCUUCAUAAGGAGGGUCCAGGCUGGAAAGGAUAAGACGGGCGUAGUGAUUCAAGUGGUGGAGGGCCGGCCCUAUUUCGUGCAUCGAACAUUCGCCGAAUACUUUACAGCACACUGGUUUAGCAAGUAUUUCGAGUUGAACAUAUGCGUUCUGGAAGCCAUCCUGUUCGACCGUUCAUACAGUGUCGUGAGGGAUGUGUUCGACAGAAUCCUAGUGAGCGGCAGUGAACUCCACUCCGCAGUGUUAAACUGGGAUGCCGAAAGUGUUGAAGCUGCACUCCAGAAAGGAUGUGACGUCAAUGCUGUGGACAAAGGUGGCAGAACUGCUCUCCACCUUAUUGCGUCACAAGGUCAGGUAUAUAUGAUUGAGCAGAUAACAGAGAGUCUCUUGGGACACGGCGCUUGUUUAGACAUGCCGGACAAUGUACUGCAGUGGAAUCCACUGCGCUACGCCGAGAAGUCAGGGUCCUGGUUUGUGGUGGAGCGGUUACUUGAACAUAACGCUGACAUAAGUGACUUGGUGCUAACUAGGCAGAGGGUACAUGACUCCGAGUACAUUGGCCCUAUCAUAUACGAGGCUGCAGGUGAAGAUUACUUGUUACUGCUCAAGUUCCUAGCCAGUAUUGGUGUAAAUAUGGACCAGCAACUUACUGACGCGCGUUUGACUGCCCUAAAUGUCGCAACAGCCAGCAGGCGAUUGAGAAUCAUUCGGUGGCUUCUAGAACAAGGUACGGACUGCAAUAGUAGAGACAACAACGGUUGGACACCCCUCUUCCACGCGGCCAAUCAGGGCUGCGUUGAUGUUGUCCGCAUGCUGGUGGAGGAAGGGGGUGCCAGAUUGGACAGAUACGAUACUGUGGGUAGGACAGCCCUUGAUUGGGCCAUCAUCAGCGCCGCUGGGGGUAAGGAUUCUAAUUUCUUCAGAGCGCAAGGUGAGGUGAGGGACGUUAGAACGGAUGUGGGGGCAGUUGUGGAAUAUUUACGGGAACGAGGGUGCAAAGUUUCCAACAUUGCUGAUGGGGUUGUGAUCACCCAUGACACAAAUUGAAGCUUUCAGUGGUGAACCCAUUGAUCCAAAUAAUUUAAAGAAGGAAAAUUAGAUAUUUUUAUUGGCAUUUUUCUCUGAAUAAGUACCACGUCAUGAAGAUGUACAGUGGAGGCAACGCCUCACGUAUUUUCUGUAUCUUAUGAGCUGUUACUUAACUCAGCAAGAAAAGUGACUGGACGACCAGGGUUAAAUUUUCAGAGAGAUCUUUCGUUGGUUGGCACGUAGGUUGUUGUUCGAAGCUGAAUUCCCCCCCCCCCUCCGAAUCUAGUGUCGUGGCCUAGAAUGCAUGAGACUUUACAUCCAAGCCACCCAUACAAUUGGCCUACAUUUGUGGUGUAACCAACGACACGCAGGUUGAUUUCACAUGUAAAACCACCAACAUUUACAUAUGAUUCAUAUACUGUUCCUUCAGUCAUAAAAUUGAAGGGUUAAGCAGUGAAGUACUUGAGUGGUACUUGGGAAGAGAGUAAUUUUGCUGAUUUAUAUUUUUAUAUUACUAUUAUUUUAAAGUUGCCGGGAAAUGAAGCUGGUCACUCAAGAGAAGAGACUAAGAAUGAGUUGAACUCCAUUCUCCAAACGUUUUGAUGUUGUUAUUCUUAAUUGAGUACCGAGGGCAUCUUUACUCUACUCCGCUUCGCUUCGCUUUACACUGAUUGCAUGAAUCUGAAAGCGAUGCAGAACUUUAAAGACGCAACAUUCUCGUGGACAUUAGACAGACAGAAAGACAUAGAGGACCUACCUCUAACGCUUUCAUUUCAUUCAGUGUAUACGAAGAAUGCAUAAAAUGUAUUACUUUGAAGA
Zootermopsis nevadensis is the source of this 5326-nucleotide messenger RNA. The record is from RefSeq and is a predicted model, not a curated record. NCBI's taxonomy places the organism in Eukaryota, Metazoa, Arthropoda, Insecta, Blattodea, Termopsidae.